AUGUCUCUACGUCGACUGUUGUCUUCCACGCGCAAGACGUACCCCAAGGCCAAUGCGGGUACUAUCAGACGCAUUCAUGCAAUCCCUUCUCAGCGGUCGAUGGCUACGCAUGGCGAUCAGAAAUGCGAGUGGCUUGUAAUUCUGCCAGACCAGGAGGGUGCAUCUCAACGUAGGGUAGAGCUGAGGCCUCAACAUCUCUCCAAUUUGUCAAAGUACCCGACAGACUUUUGGCUCUUCGGCGGACCGUUCCUCCAAGAGCCACCGAAGAAAAACGAGCCAAUGAAGAUGCUCGGCUCCGUCUUAGUGGCGCUGGGAUCUUCCAAGGAAGAGGUGCUCAAGGAGCUGAAGAAGGAUAUCUACACCGAGAAUCGAAUUUGGGACUGGGAUAAGGUUCAAAUCUUCCCGUUUAAGAGUACUUUGAGGAAAGCUUUAUAG
Molecule: messenger RNA, 435 nt
Organism: Diplodia corticola
Lineage: Eukaryota; Fungi; Ascomycota; Dothideomycetes; Botryosphaeriales; Botryosphaeriaceae
Product: ycii-related domain protein
Exons: 2
Coding region: 1-435 (144 amino acids)
Source: RefSeq, a predicted model, not a curated record